CCACGAACGCCUCUCUGUAAAAAUAGCGCUGUUGUACCACUCGUCCACGUAUAUCCUUUUGAAUAGUUUGCCAUCAAUCAUAUCAUCACCAUUUUCCUUCUUCUCCUUCGAUUUAAAAAACGGCAUCUUUCAACAUUUAAGCUCUGCUACAAAUGAAUCAUGGGCACGACGUUAAGUAAAUUAAGAAAUACCAAUAACGAUGAAUCAACAACACAGGAAUCAGCCUUGUUACAAAACUCUCCUCCACCAUCGUCUCCUCCCACUAGCAGCGGCAACAAUGUCAAGAACAAAAGAAAAACACGUCAACUCAAUUCAUCUUCAGUACUACCCAGAAACUUCAGCGAGGGUAUCUUGACGCGGAGCAAGGCGCGCGAUCAAACAAUGAUCACUCGAAGUGAAGGCAAACGAAUCAAUAGAGCCACGAGCAGUAUGAGCAAUAGCAGAAGAGUUCCGGACGAACAACGGCGUCGACGAUAUAUUAACAACAACAACAAUGCGAAACGAAAACGUACCAGAAGAACUGUUAGUACCAGUAGUGGUGCCAGCAGUAGUAGUACUGAUAGCGACAUCGUUCGGCAUAGCAGGUCGAAACGUAAACAAUUGGCAACAUCAUCUUCACCGUUAUCUAGCAGAAGUAGUAGCGUAAUUGCUACUAGCGAUGUAAAUAAGCUUAGGAAAAGCAGUCGAUUGACAAAAGGUGGCAGCAGGAACGACAGUAGUACCGACAGUAGUAGCAGUGAAAAAACCGCGGAGGAAAGCGACGAUAAUAGUAUGAUCGCUCAACAACAACAACAAAAUGAAGAACGACGCAUGACACGAUUAAAGAGUUUAAAUCGUGAUGAAUCGAAAGCAAUGACGAACGAGCGACCAGUGACGCGCGAUAGAAGUCGAAUCGCGACAAGAGGUAGACCAUUGACCGUCUACACGCGAGGAAGGUCAACGAGAACAAAAAGCAUUGAUAGCACCGCAAGUGAAGCUAGUAUUAAUGCCGAUCAAAAAUCAAGAAAUGCAAAUACUGGUAUCGACAACAACAAUGCGUCAUCAUCAUCAUCACAGAGUACCCUUAUUGUUAAAGGGAAAGAAAUUCCAGCAACUGAAGGCGUGAUGACAAGAAGCAGAGCAUUCACCAACGAUAAAAUCAUCACACGAAGCCUGAGCAAAAAUUUGAGACAAUCUAGUCUUACCAGCGGCAACAGUAUGAGCCCGAAACCAGCAACGACAAAAAGCCGUAAUCAUAGUACCACCGCCAAAAGCCAACGUAAUAGCAGAAGCACUACUCCAACCAUCAAGACCAAUACAAGCCAAAGAGAAGCUGUUAUUGUCAUCGAGGAUACCCAUCCGCCUCCGCCUCCGCCUCCUAAUCGUCCGGUUACUAGAGGACGAAGUAAAACCACUACGAUAAUUACGAGUGACAAUCCGAUCUACAAAAAGUUAAAAAUGCUUAGUGAUACAGACGAUGAUGAUGAGGAGGAGGAAGAAUUUGAAAGCGCUGAAGAAGAAAGUGCCGACGACGAUGAUUCGAGGACUGAGAUCAAAGCCUUGGAAGACUUGAUUGAUGAACUAGAAAGGAGCUAUCGUAGCAGGGCCAGAAGGCUUAAAGAACGCAAAGGCCUCGCAUUAGACGCUAUAAAGAGACAAUGCGAUGCUGAGAAACGAAUAGCAAUCGCCGAGAGUAUAGUAAGUUUCUCCUUUUCUUCUGCCUCCCUUGCAAAGAAGUAACGAAGAGAAGGCUUACCAAGGUAUACAUGAUACAAAUGUUAGAAAAUACGUGCAAACGCAUGUUCUCCGUAUCCGAUACAC
Messenger RNA from Zychaea mexicana, 1800 nucleotides. RefSeq lists its product as uncharacterized. The transcript is spliced from 3 exons. Bases 160 to 1719 code for a protein of 519 amino acids. Lineage: Eukaryota; Fungi; Mucoromycota; Mucoromycetes; Mucorales; Lichtheimiaceae. The record is from RefSeq and is a predicted model, not a curated record.